Molecule: messenger RNA, 1626 nt
Organism: Fusarium keratoplasticum
Lineage: Eukaryota; Fungi; Ascomycota; Sordariomycetes; Hypocreales; Nectriaceae
Exons: 2
Coding region: 1-1626 (541 amino acids)
Molecular function (GO): catalytic activity
Source: RefSeq, a predicted model, not a curated record
AUGUCGCGUUACUCAAUCUUUUCAGAAUCGGCUAGGAUUCUAAACGAAGUCCUCCUCUCUGAUCCUAAACUCGACCUUCCUACCUCCUUCGCCGAAGCAGCCAAAAAAGUCGAGUUCGUCGGAGGUGAUGACCAGCCUUUCGUCCUGACCCCUCUCAAAAUCACGGAGUCAUGCGCUUCGCUCACUGCUCUCGUGGCCACUGCUGCGAAUGUCGUGGCCGCCGAGAGAUAUGGGAUUCCGUAUCAAGGCGUUCAAGUCAACACUGAUGUGGCCACUCUAUUCCUAGAGUCAGUUUUGCUACCGACCAUCGGUGGCAAGCCAUUUACGCAACAUCCACAAAUGAUCAAGGAGCUCGCUAAAAUGGACAUUCAUCAAAAUAUGAAGCCCAUCAAAUUCUACGCUACCAACAUCUAUCGGACCAAAGAUGGUCGAUGGUACCACCUCCAUGGUUCCAUGAACGCAGGCCCAACUAUGAAUAUGCUUGGUGUGGACGAUGCCGACGUUACGCCACGAGAGGCAAUCGAAAUUUAUGCCAAAAAGGUCGCCAAUUGGGAAUCCGAAGAUCUCGAGGAGACAGCCAACAACAAAUUCGAUCAAGCGGGCGUUGUCUGCCGGACACCUGAAGAAUUCUUUUCCAGCGAGCACGGGAACAUCAUGGCUCAAGAACCGCUGUGGAACAAGACACCCAUAUCAGCGCCAAUGAAACCUUGGCCUCAGCCGAAAAGUCGCGAUGGAUAUAAACCUCUAGCUGGUAUCCGGGUCAUCGACUUCUCUCGCGUCAUUGCAGCCCCAGCCGUGUCCAAGCUUUUGGCUGCUCUUGGUGCCGACGUUCUUCGCGUGUCGUGCGAUAAACUGCCAGAGUAUCCAGCGACCAUGCCAGAUCUUCAAACUGGCAAGAGAGACACAAAUCUUGACUUGAAGACAGAGGCGGGAAAGAAAGCCUUUUCUGAGCUUGUGACAGGCGCCGAUGUCCUCAUCGAUGGAUAUCGCCCUGGGGCCCUACAGCGACUCGGGUUUGACUCGGGCUCGUUACGAAGAUUGAAUCCCAGUUUGAUAUACUUGCGGGAAAACUGCUAUGGUUUCAAGGGUCCGCUGGCUGGUCGAUCCGGCUGGCAACAGAUCAGUGAUUGCUUAGUUGGUUUGUCUUGGUUACAAGGCGAGUUUCUUGGGCUGGAUGAGCCUGUCGUACCACUUCUACCCAAUUCGGACUACCAGACGGGCUUAGUCGGCGCUGUGGCAGUUAUCGACGCUCUACUGGCUCGCGCAAAAGAUAACGUGACGUUUGAUCUUGAAAUCAGCUUGACUCAAUACAACAUCUGGUAUUACCGAUUGGGCACAUAUAGCGAAGACCAGCAGCAGCAACUCAGAAUCCGAGACACCCAAUUUAGCCCACGCCAUUACGACGAGAUGAGCACCCUUGUCGGCAAGACGCACAAGUCUUUGGAGAAGGUUCGUCCGGAUCUCUUUACCCACCCAGAGUUUUUUUGGACCAUGUCAGGCAAGGAAUAUGGCAUCGACGAAGACCUCAAGAUCCUAGCGCCUGCCUUCACAUUUGAGUCUUCAGAGAUGGCAUGGGAGAUUCCCACGGGGCGUCGGGGCAGGUCUAAGCCUGAAUGGUUGGACUAG